This is a messenger RNA of Hemiscyllium ocellatum (epaulette shark), 1296 nucleotides long. RefSeq names its product actin-like protein 7B. NCBI's taxonomy places the organism in Eukaryota, Metazoa, Chordata, Chondrichthyes, Orectolobiformes, Hemiscylliidae. The coding region runs from base 1 to 1242 and encodes 413 amino acids. The transcript has a single exon. The record is from RefSeq and is a predicted model, not a curated record.
AUGGUGACCAAACCGGUGGGCCACGGGUCCAGGAAGACGGGGACACCCCCACCUUCCAGCAAAGCUCAGAAAUCUACCUCCCGGUUGACCCAGAGCGUCAAGUCCGUGGACGUGAAGUCCGGCAAGGUGCUGAAGGAGAUCCGGUCGGUAAUGAUCGACCUGGGCACCGGCUACUGCAAGGCGGGUUACGCCGGGCAGCCGAGGCCCUCGGUGGUGAUGUCCUCGGUGGUGGGCCGGCCGGUGCAGAGGAGCGCCAAAACCGGCGACAACCGGCAGGAGAACUUCGUGGCCGACGAGCUCUCCAGGUCGGAGCUGCAGCUCAAGCCGGUGAGCCCGCUGCGGCACGGCAUCGUGGUGGACUGGGAGGCGGUGGAGGCCAUCUGGGCGCACGUCUUCCACUACGGCAUGCGGAUCCAGCCCGAGGAGCACGCCGUGAUGGUGGCCGACCCGCCGCUCAGCCCCAGCACCAACCGCGAGAAGAUGGCGGAGCUGCUGUUCGAGACGUUCAACACUCCCGCCAUGCACAUCGCCUACCAGUCCAUCCUGUCGCUCUACUCGUACGGCCGCACCACCGGCCUCGUGGUGGAGUGCGGUCACGGGGUCACGCACGUGGUGCCCGUGCACGAGGGCUACACCAUGCCGCACGUGACGGGCAGGGCGGACUACGGCGGCGCGGACCUCAACGACUACCUGCUGCGGCUGCUGAACGAGGCGGGAAACCGCUUCACCGAGAAGGGCCUGCACAUCGUCGAGGACAUCAAGAAGAAGUGCUGCUACACCGCCGUCAACUUCGAGCAGGACAUGAACCUCGACGUCAACGAGUACCUGGUGGAGUACGAGCUGCCCGACGGUCACGUCAUCGCCAUCGGCAAGGAGAGGUUCCGCUGCCCCGAGGCCCUCUUCAACCCGUCGAUGAUCGGCUCCAAGGAGCCCGGCAUCCACUCGCUGGCCCUGCACAGCCUCGACCAGUGCGACAGCAACCUCAAGUACGAGAUGUACAGCAACAUCCUGCUGUGCGGCGGCUCCACCCUCUUCGACGGCUUCGCCGACCGCCUGCAGAAGGAGAUGAACAAGAUGGAGCGAGGCAUGAACCCCACCGUGCACGCCAUCCCCGAGAGGAAGUAUUCGGUCUGGCUCGGAGGCUCCAUCAUGGCCUCUCUCAAAUCCUUCCAGCAGCUCUGGGUUCGCAAGAGAGACUAUGAUGAACGGGGUCCCUAUGUCAUUUACCGCAAGUGCUUCUAAAGACUGCUUCAUUGCAGCCGUGGCUUCGUUUUCUUUCGUUGCACAUUUUUAAAA